Messenger RNA from Trematomus bernacchii (emerald rockcod), 4351 nucleotides. RefSeq lists its product as uncharacterized. The record is from RefSeq and is a predicted model, not a curated record. NCBI's taxonomy places the organism in Eukaryota, Metazoa, Chordata, Actinopteri, Perciformes, Nototheniidae. Gene Ontology annotation, cellular component: postsynaptic density; actin cytoskeleton; cytoplasm. Gene Ontology annotation, biological process: regulation of dendritic spine morphogenesis.
AUGAUCUCUGCCGGUGAUGCCGAGUUCCCGCGGGAUUACCACACCCUGGCUGCCGGCGGGGGCCGCGGGGUCCGGCGGUUCCCCGACAACACCAACGGGGGUUUCACGUCAUCCUCGUUGGACCGCCGGCACAACUCCAUAGCCGCCAAGAGCCUGGAGGCCCUGAACAGCAUCCACAAGGCAGAUAUCGAGCGCCAGCGGGACGCCCUCAUGGAUCUGCAGAAGAACAAGUUCUCCAACAGCCCGGGCAGCCUGUCGCAGGGCUCCGCCCCCGCAGGACGACAGCAACAACCAAACUACUGGAGCUUCAAGUCUCGCACCCCACGUGUAGCACGCCUCAGCCCGACACAGCCGGCUCUUGCUGAUCAGGCCAGCAGGGUUUCCUUUGCGUCAGCUGAAAAUCUGGAGACCAUGUCGGAGCCUGAUAUGCCCAUUGGCUUUAACCGGAUGAACCGGCUCCGCCAGAGCCUGCCACUGGCACGCUCGUCGAGCCAGGCGAAGCUGCGAGCGCCAGGGAUCUUGUUCCUCCAGCUCGGGGAGGAGACCCGCAGGGUGCACCUGACCCACGAGCUGACCAGCCUGGAGACCCUGAGGGCCCUCAUCGUGCACAUGUUCCCCCAGAGGCUCACCAUGGCCAUGCUCAGGUCUCCCAACACAGCUCUGCUGAUCAAAGAUGAGACCCGUAAUGUGUUCUAUGAGCUGGAGGACCCGCGGGACGUUCAGGACCGCUGCGUAAUUAAGAUUUACUGCAAAGAGCCCAUCUACGGCACCUACCCCGGACACCAACACCCACACCUGGCCAACGGAGACCUGCGGAGGGAGAUGGUCUAUGCCCCUCAGGACUCUUCACCCAACCGCCGCCUGAGCAACCCCCCCAUGUCUUCCCAGCAUUCGUCUUCCUCGGCCUCCCCUCAAGGCUCCCCGUCCCGCACCCGCCUCCUCUACAGCGGCGGCGGUCGGCCAUCUUCCUACGCCGGGCCGGCCCACCACACCCACUCCCUGCCCCACCCGCACCAGCAACCGCACUCCCAGUCCCACCACUCCUCCCCCCACCAGCAGCCCCAGCUCCACCAGCCGCACCACACCCAGCAGGCCUGCUUCGCCUCGUCCAGCGCCAUCCUGGAGCGCAGGGACGUGAAGCCAGACGAUGAGGUGGGGGGGUCCAGGAGCAUGGUGCUGCUGCGGGGAGACGACCGCGGGGGAGGGGGGAUUUACGCUGACCCCUACUCUCUGGGCCCGGACCCGGGGAGGCUUAGUCUCGCAGGGCCUCACUCCCCUCUACCGGCCAGAGCCGACCCCUACGGCUCCUUGUACCGGCGAGGAGGGGGGGGAGGUGGGGGUGCAGGAUCAAUGCGAUCACUCACCUCCUACACAGCAGCCGCUUUACAAGGAGAGCUGAUGGAAAGCGGGGCCCUCUAUAGACCCGGGGGACCGCUUUACAACGACGCCUACGCUGCGUCCAUGUUGGCCAUGGGGCUGCGGGUGCCUCCCCCCUCUUCCCCACAGAAGAUCCCCGACAUGAGGGAGUCCUACGGGGGCACCAUGCCCGGCCGGGGCUCCCCGGGCAGGCAGAGUUUGAGAAGGGACUCUGUGUCCUCGUCUGUGUUCGGGGACAGCCCCAAAGCGCGGGGCCAGGGCCCAGGGAUGGGGCUCACCUCAGAGCAGCUCUGCCUGAUGGCCGGGCCGAUGGGGGAGGGAGGGGGCGGGGUGGGCUUUGGCUCAACUCUGCUGGUGAACGAGCCAGAGACCAGGGAGCGUAUGGAGGCCAUGGAGAAGCAGAUAGCCAGCCUGACCGGGCUGCUGCAGAGAGUACUGAGCAGAGCGCCUGAGGCAGAAAGCCCGGAGAAGAUUGAGUCAGCCAGUGACUGCUCGGGAACCGACACUUUGACACCGUCGGCUCCCUUGGCCCUAAUGCCACCUCCAUCCUCGGGGGGGAACCAGCCCGUGACAGUGUCCCGUCUGCAGAUGCAGCUCCACCUCCAAGGCCUGCAGCAGAACACCAAUGCACUGCGCAAACAACUGUCGCAGCUACGCAACAUGCAGCUGGAGAACCAGGACUCAGUGCUGGCCCUGCUGAGGCAGACAGAGUCCGAGCUCAGCCUCAUGAUGCUGGACGCCAUGCGCACACAGGAGGACCCGCUCCAGAGACAGCGCCUCCUGGUGGAGGAGGAGAGACUCAAGUACCUCAACCAGGAGGAGCUGCUCAUCCAGCAGCUGCAUGACCUGGAGAAGUCGGUGGAGGAGCUGCAGAGGAACUCUUCGGUGAAUCACGGCCUGGUGACGGAGCAGGAUGUUGAGCAGAAGAGCAAAGAGCUAAGGAUGCUGGGAGAAACGCUCACUGAGCUCAAAAACCAGUUCCCCAGCCUGCAGAGUAAGAUGCGGGUGGUGCUCAGGGUGGAGGUGGAGGCUGUGAAGUUCCUGAAAGAGGAGCCUCACCGUCUGGACGCCCUGCUGAAGCGCUGCAACACCAUGACUGAUGCGCUCAGCUCGCUCCGCAGUUUCUUGUAUCCCUCCUAUAUGUACAGACAAAUGACGGAGGGCGUGUGGAAGUGCCCCGAAGACCUCCCCAGCCAAUCACAGAAGAGAUCUGAGGACAUGAGCCGCAGCUCGGACCUGGACAUCCUGAACAGUCCUCCUCUCAGCCUCACGGACAUGAGCUCCUGCUCUGGCCUCGCCAACUGGAUGCCCGUAUCCGCCGGCGACGCAGACCCCUCGGGCCCCGAGCAGGACCUCCAGCCUCUAAUGAGCUUCAGGAACCGGGUCCUCGAUGAGCUGCCGAGUCGGCGGGCUGGAGAUAAGUCCGUGUCAGCUGAAGUCAGACUGGCGGCAGAGCGGGACUGGGAGGAGAAGCGUGCCAGCCUGACCCAGUUCAGCGCGCAGGACAUCAACCGGCUGCUGGAGGAGACGCAGGCCGAGCUGAUGAAGGCCAUCCCAGACCUGGACUUUGCUGCCAGGCACAUAAACAAGCCUGUAGUGCCCCCCAAGCCCCAAAUCACCAUCCCAAUCACCUCCACCACAGCCACUUUUCCUGCAGCUGGCACCACGGGGACCUCGAGCACCACGCCCAGUGGGGACCAGCAGACCAACAAAGUGCAGAUGGCUGCCCAGAAGUUGAACAGCUUGGAGGGGGGAGGUUCACACCGAGGGUCCGUGGAUCUCAGCGUGGCCAGCAGGUAUCGCACAGAGAAGCCCUCCAAGUCCCCGCCUCCCCCCCCACCUCGCCGAAGCUUCCCCUCUGCACACGGCCUCACCACCAACCGCACCGGAGACGUCAUCGUCACCUCCAAGAACAUGAAGAUGGAAGAAGAUGGUGACAUGCCUAAAACUCUGGUGAAGCUGAGGCGGACCCCCUGUGACACCCCCCGCCCCGCCUCCACCCCGCCUGUGAUCGCAGCGUCCGGCAUUCAGGACGACGACGACGAAGAGAGGAUUAUAGCCGAGCUCGAGAUAUUUCAAAGAACACCUGUAAAAGAUUGUAAUAAAAGCACCCAACCAAAGGCCACCCCCACCCCUCCCUGCGUCUUUGGGUCCUUGGGCAGAAAGAACAGCACUCACUCUCCGGGGCCGACCAAGGGCCCCACGGUGGCAGCCCGGCUCAAACACCUUCAGCAAGGCAGCCUGGAGCGGCCCAAAACACGCAAGCAGAAAGAGGAUUUCCCCAAAGUCCAGGGCCAGCAGCAGGUAUUCCACUUCUAAACCCUCCACCUGACGCUCCAUCUGCCUCCUCUCCUCUCUGCUGCGCUUCAGAGGAACCCCCGGCCCACCAGCAGACUAUCAGAGAUUACUCAAACAGCAGAGGGGCGACUAUCUACAGAAACCUUGGUUUUUACCAGAUCUUGGUGUGUGUUAUGACAUUUGAGUUACUGGAUCUAACCUAGCUUGCUUAGAUUUCAAGUUUUUGUCGUUCGAUUAUGUUCGAUGUUUUGAUUUCCAGAGGAUGGUCGUGGUGGUGCUUGUGACUGAUUAAACUAGCUUUACUAUAAUAGUCAGAUCUAUUCACAGACAUCUUUCUCUUCCAUAAUAACCUACAGUGAUGCCACGGAACUAUUUCAUAUCAAAUUGAUAUUUCCCCAUGAUCCAGCCGUGUAGUCUCUCCCUGACUCCUCAUCUCUCACUCUUCUUCACACUGUUUCAGUGCUCUGCUGGUGUUGAACAGCCAAGAGGCCAAUCCAACAAGCUAGCUUACGCUGAACUGCCUUUUAACAGCUCUAAUGCUACGACACAUUAUGCAAGAUGACAAGAGUGAAGCACAAGAUGCAAGGUCACCAGGAAAAGGUGUUUAUGCGGAGGAGCUUUUCAGUUUAAUGUGUGCAGAAACACUUAUAAGAUAGGUAAAAGAGAAGAAAUUGAG